Messenger RNA from Trematosphaeria pertusa, 5542 nucleotides. RefSeq lists its product as uncharacterized. NCBI's taxonomy places the organism in Eukaryota, Fungi, Ascomycota, Dothideomycetes, Pleosporales, Trematosphaeriaceae. Bases 99 to 5381 code for a protein of 1760 amino acids. Gene Ontology annotation, biological process: double-strand break repair via homologous recombination; DNA replication. Gene Ontology annotation, cellular component: cytoplasm; nucleus; chromosome. The record is from RefSeq and is a predicted model, not a curated record. Gene Ontology annotation, molecular function: ATP binding; four-way junction helicase activity; nucleic acid binding. The transcript is spliced from 3 exons.
CCCACAUCGCCACCACCACACCCUUUUCUCUUCCGCCGGAUGCUUGACGACGCGCCGAAUACCAAUGCGUACCUCAAUUUGGGCGAUGCCACGCUGUAAUGCCUGCUAGGAACAAUCUAACAGACCAGAUAACGUGGUUGUUAAGCGCGAAGCCGUUCAUUCCAUCCGCUCACUCUCUUGUUGCCUACGAUUCAGACCUCCCCACCAGCUCAGUGACGAUUUCACAGCACUCCUCUUCCUUGGCCGAGCCUACAAUAAACGAUGCACCCGGGCCUGCGCCAGCGCCUGUCCGAACGAUUACUCAACCGAGCCAGCGUCCCACCUGCACAGCAACCCGAACGGUUGAUAUACAUAAGCCGACGUCGGAGCAGGAAAGAGAGGUUUAUAUGGCAAGGCUGCGUGCUACGCCAGGAAAUGGAAAGCCUAGGCUUGUCUUAGCCGGACUGCCGUCUAAUGAUGCGCUUUCAGCCUCGAGGAGCAAGCACACCAAUACCUGGCAGGACAAAGAUGAAAGGCCGGGUAAAAGUUCAAAGAGGCGAAAUUCGACUGACCUGACGACCCCAACUGAAGCACAUCCCACGUCUAGAAAACAACGUCUUCAGUCCCACGAUAUCGAAGCAAUAGACUUGACUGGCGAGAAUGAAGCGCAGCCGUCUUCGCUCUCGAAACGGCUUAAAAAGGGAAAGAAGCGGAAGAGCGAUGAGUUCGAGGAGGAUUUCAGGCAGAGGAAGUCACCCAGACCAGUCAGGACGAUCGCCGCCUUCAGCCCCUGCACCCCCGACUUCGACGGUUUCGCAGAUAUCGACGAGAUGGGGGCUGUACCAGAAAGCCCGCCUCCACCCUAUUCGACGACGGUUCAGAAUGGUAGAAUCGGACAAGCUGGAGAAGCAUACGGAGGAGAUUUGAACGAUGGGCUUGGGUUUCAACUACCUUCCGAUGACGAAGAUCAUUUCAUACCGGAGGUGUCGCGUCAGGUUACGCCAAGCGCCCGAAAGCGCAAAUCGCUCAGUCGCGCGCCUUCUGAAAUGUCCCCUCAUACGCGGAAAAUGGGCAAGCAAGCUCGUAGUCCUUCUCUGAAGACUAGUCAGCAUGCAAACGGUAAUGCCUCUGGCAAAGCUGGUCGACCCUACACUCCAGUGAAGCGAAGAGUCGGUGGUGCAGUCUUAGACUCGGAAGAUGAAGAAUUUGACGAUUUCGAUGGCUUUGACCUCGAUCCGGAAGAUGUCAAAUCUGUCCCGUCGCCACGUCCUACUUCGGCGAGAAACACCGUCAACGCACCAAGCCAAGAACCUACCAGCCAUGUAAAUAUCCACAUGCAUUUACCAAUUCGCUCUCCAUCGAAGCCCAUUGAGCCAGCCGGCCGACAAGCCAAGCCAGAACCUGCGCGCAUCCAUACGAAACCCCAAUCACCCCAAACGAAGCGGCUGUCUCCCCAGAAGGUGCAGUCUACUCCUGGCUCUAUUGUGCGUCAGUCUCGCCAAAUACCUUGUGCAUCUCAAAUACCUCAGGAAAAGAAAGACGCAAUUCGCCAAGCUGUAGAAAGCUUCCUGGACGCUGAGGGAUACCGUCUCCAGCGGCAGUUAGAUACUGCGAUCGCCACCUGGGCCAAAGCCAAGGAAGCAUUUCUAAGACAUUUGGAGUCUGGCGCAGACCAUUCGGCCGAUACAACGAAGGUCCAGCGUGCCCACGCCCAGAAAGAUGCAAUAGAACAGUUGAUUGUGCUCAAAACCAAGCAUGAAGACAUGAAUAUGGAACGACAAGGGGUCAGGAAGAAGAUAGAGGAAGACCUCAACAGGGGCAUAUUCAAUCCCGCAGAUGGAGAAGCCUUGGCUGCUAUAGCUAAGUCGCUUGAGGAACUCCAAGUCCAGAUCUACUUUCUUCUCGAAGUAGCAGGAAUGAAGAAGUUCCUGGAACCCGGUGUUAAGAACGAAGCGGACGGGGAUGCCCGCGACGUUGUUAUUCAGUCCACGCAGACGACACCGACAUCGAACAAGCUGAAACCAGCCGAAAUUCCCGGGUCCAGUCACGUUCCUCAGACACAAUACGUCAGACAGACUCAAAUAUCCGUUCAGGAUGUAUGGACGCCAUCCCGCCGAAUCCGGUUUGCUGAAAGGCAUAACGCGGCAUCUCCUGCGCCGCUUCUAAGCUUCAACACUCGCCCCCAUGCCCCCGAGAGGCCGAACCCUAUGGCACAGCAGAAAUCUCAUCGGAUACCUGAAACUCCCCAGCGACAUAGAUCACCACCUGCACGGUCAAAGAAAAACGCGCCUCGCGAGUCUAGCGGACCCGAGUCGUUUCAUACACCAAAUGAAGAUUUCGGAGACGACUUUGAUGAUGACGAUAACCUCUUCAGCUCUACCAUGGGUGUGCCGCCGGACCCGGCAGAGGUUAACGACGAAGAUUUCUGCGACGAUGACGAUGACGCUGCUUUCCAUGAGAUCAGCAACGGGGAGAACGUAGCACGCUUCGAUUGGAAAGGCGACCGGGUGGAUGCUCGCACAACUCGAAGAGAGGUCUUUCGGGAAGCUUCGGUGAACCGGGUUCAACAGCGGAAUAUCCAGCCAUCGCCAAAGAAGCCGACAUUAAACAACAUAGGAAUGAACUUCCCGUGGUCGCGCGAUGUGAGAGAUGCGUUGCUCUACAAGUUUGGCCUGCGCGGCUUCCGUCCAGGCCAGCUGGAAGCCAUCAAUGCCACCCUUGGCGGAGAACACUGCUUCGUGCUAAUGCCAACUGGAGGUGGCAAGUCGCUAUGCUACCAACUUCCCUCCGUUAUCAACUCGGGAAAGACCCGAGGAGUUACAAUCGUAGUGUCACCGCUACUAAGCUUGAUGGAGGAUCAGGUUGCGGCCUGUAAAGAACGGUUCAACAUGCAGGCUUUCCUGAUCAACGGGGAGUCCACGGCGGCGGAGAAGAACUUCAUCAUGGAGGGGCUGAGAGAACGCGACCCCGAAAAGUUCAUACAGGUGUUAUACGUAACCCCUGAAAUGCUGAGCAAGAACCAGAGGAUGAUCAACGCCUUUCAGCAGCUGCACCGGCGGAAUCGCCUCGCUCGUAUCGUCAUCGACGAAGCGCAUUGUGUCAGUCAAUGGGGCCACGAUUUCCGGCCAGACUACAAGGCGCUUGGAGACGUUCUCGGCCAAUUUCCAGGAGUCCCAAUCAUCGCUCUCACGGCAACUGCCACCCAGCUGGUCCGUACUGACGUGAUGGCGAAUCUCGGCAUCCGGGGCUGUCGUUUAUUCACACAGAGCUUCAACCGACCAAACUUGUCAUACGAGGUCCGGGAGAAGGGCAGAGCCAUCGUUCAAAGCAUUGCUGAAUUGAUCCAAUCAAGAUACUCUGGGAAGUCCGGCAUUAUCUAUUGUCUAUCUCGGAAGAACUGCGAGGCUGUUGCGCAGAAACUUACAUCCCUUGGCAUCCGAGCCUACCACUAUCAUGCUGGAAUGGAAUCUGCAGAGAGAUCCGACGUCCAGAGGAAAUGGCAGAACAAUGAAUAUCACAUCAUCGUGGCCACGAUUGCUUUCGGCAUGGGGAUCGAUAAGGCCGACGUGCGCUUCGUCAUACAUCAUACUCUACCAAAGAGCUUGGAAGGGUACUAUCAAGAGACCGGCCGCGCUGGACGAGACGGCAAGCGUUCGGACUGUUACUUGUACUAUCAAUAUGCCGACUGCAAGAUGCUGAGGAAGAUGAUUGAAGAGGGGGAUGGCAGUAGAGAGCAAAAGCAGCGCCAGCAUGACAUGCUUCGAAACGUGAUCCAGUUCUGCGAGAACAAGAGCGAUUGUCGCAGGGUGCAGGUGUUGAACUACUUCAGCGAACCCUUCCAGCGCGAAAACUGCAACGGGACCUGCGACAACUGUAUGUCGGAUGCCACAUUUGAGGAGAAGGACCUCACGAACUAUGCAACCGCAGCUAUUCGAAUGGUAAAGCAAGUCGAAAAGACCAACGUCACGGUACUUCAAUGUAUCGACGCGUUUCGCGGGGCGAAGAACGCGAAACUGAAGGGCGCGGAUCUUGACGAGUUCGGCUUCGGCAAGGACUUGGAAAGAGGCGACGUCGAACGUGUUUUCCAUCACCUCCUAGAAGCUCAGGCACUGAGGGAGGAAAGCAAGACAAACAACGCGGGGUUCGCGACCAACUACCUUCAUCUAGGCCUGAAGGCAAGAGACUAUGAAAAGGGCCGAAGGCAGUUCAGAUUACAAGUCCGUGUCACCCCUCGAAAAGCGCGUGGUAUAAACACCAGCAAGAAGUCCACGAAAAAGCGAGCGGAGUAUCCCUCGACGAACGUCUCUUCCCCUAUCCGACUUGCCUCGAAGCCAAACCUCCGACAAUACGUGUUAAACGAGGCCGACGAUGAUGAGAGUAAUGACUGCUUUGACGACCCGCCGCGUCGGACGCGCGGCACCAACCGCAGUUAUAAAGAUGACGGACCCGUCGUCCCCCACAAAUCAGAGGACGAUGAUGGCUUUGCUCCUAUCCGCGGCGCAAAACCCUCGUCACUAUCAAAGCGCAGGGCGCUCGGUGCCCCUAUCACUGUUGAUGAAAGGGUCUCCGACCUGAGCGAUUUUCAGAGGGACGUUCUGGCCGACUUCAUGAAAGGCGCAAAGAACCUACUUCGAGGCAUCAUGGUAGAGAAAGGGAUCCGAAACGCCCCGUUCUCGGACACCAUCCUACGCGAAAUGUGCCUCGACCUUCCCCACAACGAAGACGAACUGCUCGUCAUCCCUGGAAUCAAUCCCGAGAUGGUGAAGAUCUACGGCGGCAGGCUUCUCCCACUCAUUGACAAUACGAGGAAAUGCUUUUGUGAGGAAGUGCCAAUCCCGAAGCACCGACUCUCCGGACGCCGUCCAGUCGUUCUUGUCGGCGAGAAAGAUGACGACGAGGAUGAAGACCAGAGGCCCCUGGAUCCGAAUCAUCAGAACGUUAUUGAUCUUGUGAGUAGUGGGUCAGAAGACGAAGGAACAGCCACGGAGACCGAAAGCCUCAAUUCGAUGGAAUGUAACGAGGAAGAGGAUGAUGUAGCCGUGCACACGAGCCACCACUUCAAUCAGCAAGCUGACCCCGAAGUCGAGAACUGGAAUCGUCGAUUCUCGCAAAUUGAGGCCGAGAGGCCUAAUCCGCGUUCGAAGGCGCCCGCAACGUCCAAACCUUCUACAUCUAGAGCCGGUUCGAAGGCUCCAUUUUCCAAGAAGAAGGGUGGCUUCCGCAGGAAGGGUUCCGGUAGCUCGGGUAAAUCAUACGCCGGGGUGUCCAAGAGAGUAGGUGGCAGGACAUCUGGAGCUAGAAAGUCGGGCAGUUUCGGUGGCACGAAGAAGACGGCGGGGGGUGGAAGUCGGAGGUCUGGUGGGGGCGGCGCGUGGGGUGGAGUCAUGGCGAUGCCUACUUGAGCCUGGGCAUUAUCGUGUUGUGUUUGGCCUACCGCAUCCCCUUGCGAUGUAUGCAUUCUUAAAGAUCUCUCGAAACAUGUUGGCGGAUCUAGAGCCAAAGACCUCCUUUCCGAGGGAAGGGACGCAUGAAGACGGACCCAUAUAAUCCAUAUCAUUCUCGU